Molecule: messenger RNA, 4442 nt
Organism: Xiphophorus couchianus (Monterrey platyfish)
Lineage: Eukaryota; Metazoa; Chordata; Actinopteri; Cyprinodontiformes; Poeciliidae
Gene: elmod1
Product: ELMO/CED-12 domain containing 1
Exons: 11
Coding region: 197-1180 (327 amino acids)
Molecular function (GO): GTPase activator activity
Source: RefSeq, a predicted model, not a curated record
AUGACGUAUUGGUUCCAGGGUGUCAGACUAAAUGCGGUGACGGCUUGCCAUACCGUCGGUGGCCGUCAUGGAGGCGCAGCAGAGGCUGUAGCUGGGCAACAAACGCAGGAUCCCUCCGCUGCAUCGCCUCGCGUCAUCAGGACAGGUCCACGACCGAACCGAACCGAACCGAGCCGAACCAGCAGGAGCCGCCAAGAUGAAGCACUUCCUCCGAGUGGUGACCCAGUUCUUCGUCUUCCUCUACUGUAAAUGUCUGUGGCGAGGCCUGAAGUUCGUCACCAGGAAGUUUACGGGCCGCUGUGAGCUGCAGAGGAUCUGCUACGGCAACAAGCCGGGAGCGCGCAGGACUCUGAAGAUAGAGUCCUCCCUGCGUUACUCCAAGUAUGAGCUGCUGCGGUCGGCCCUCAGCGUCCAUCCUGACCAGGUGGAGAAGACCAUCGACGACAUCAUGGCCCUGAAGAAGAUCAACCCGGACACCAACCCGCAGCUGGGCGUCUCGCUGCAGGCCAGCCUGCUGCAGAUCGUGGGGUACCGGAGUCUGAUGGCCGAGGUGGAGAAGCUCCGCAGGGAGCCGUACGACUCUGAAAACGCCGAGCAUGAGAGCAUGCUGAUGAAGUUGUGGAAGGAGCUGCGUCCCGACACGCCCCUCACCAGACGCAUCUCCAAGCAGUGGUGUGAAAUCGGUUUCCAAGGCAACGAUCCCAAGACUGACUUCAGAGGGAUGGGCCUGCUGGGACUGCAGAACCUGCUGUAUUUUGCAGAACAUGACAGAGCCGCGGCGCUGCAGAUGCUCCAGGACUCACUGCAGCCAAAGCACAAUGAGCUGAACCAGCCUGACUGGGAGCAGAAGGUCCCUGACAAAGCCAUCGGAUAUUCGUUCGCCAUCGUGGGCAUCAACAUCACGGACCUGGCCUACUCGCUGCUGGUGAGCGGCGCCCUGAAGACCCACCUGUACAACGUGGCGCCGGAGAUGGCCGGCCUGCAGCACUUCCAGCAGAUCUUCUGUUACCUGAUGCAGGAGUUCCAGCGGUUCUGGAUCGAGGAGGAUCCCAGUGACAUCAUGGAGUUCAACCGGGUCCGCUCCAAGUUCCACCGGCGGAUCCUGAGGCAGCUGAAGAACCCGGACAUGGCUCUGUGCCCCCACUUCUCCGCCUCCGACCUCCACCUGGUCAACCUGUGACCCCCCGUCCCCCAGGCGACCUCCAGCGGGUCGGCGAAGCGUCACGCUGAUGGUUCCUCGACCCGCUGGAGGCGUUUCCCAGCUAGCGUCAUGGCGUCACUGCCAGCAGCUCACCGUCCCCGGCGCUCCGCCUGCUCCUGGUCGCCCUCAGGCCUCCACAUCGUCUCCAUGUCAGGCUGACACGUGUGUCCACAUGAAAACUCACAGCAACACCAGAACCUGGGCCAGCAGGUGGCGAUAAUUGACCGAAGAAGUAAAAAUAUCACACAGGAAGUUGAUCCUGAGAGUUCAGUGGAGCCCCGCCUAUUUUUAGUGUUCACACAUUUUUCUGUGAGACAUAACUACAAAUAAUUCAUGGAUUGUUUUGUACAGUAAAAUACUCGUAAAUUAUCAUAAACAAAAUGCUUGGUUUUUACUGUGCGUAUUAAUCCAUAUUCAGGUAUAUUUGAUGUGUGAAGUGUUAGAUUAGGCAGUUCUAAAUGUUUAGAGCAGAUCUGUGGUAUUCAGAUAUUUUCUCACGUCCUCUAACUGCGGGGCUCCAUUGCAACUUAUCAUUCUCCCAAACGACAAAGCUAAUCUUUUAUUUGAAUUACUUUAAUUAGUGGCAGAGACGUGCAAGCGUCGCAAUGCAAACUCCAAAACACACAAACAACAAAAGCAAAAAAACAAAUGUGACGGAGAAACGCUGCCAACCCCCCCAAAAAAACAAAAAACAAAAAUGAAGUCCUCCAGACCACUAGGGGGAGUCUGGAGUCUGUAAUGUUACCUGCCUAAUUCUACAUAGCACACCUUUUCAUUCUUCCUCCGUCUUUCACCUGGACAUCCCGUCUUUCUUUGUGUGUUUUGCUGUUUGCUGUGCAUUUGCACCUUGUCUUUGGCCAAAAACCACAAGCCAUUUCUCCUGCUGGCCUAGCGUGUUUGUUUUGGUUGUAUUUACCCAGAAUGCCCUGUGCUGCAGUCCACUUCCUGCUUUUGGAGCGGUCUGCAGUCCGCUUGGUGUUCUCAUAAGUAUUCAAACCGAUCCAGAGUUCACUUUAACCAAGCCCAGAUCGAGGUUUGGAGGACCAGAGUUAGGUUAGCGUUCACACCUCACCAACAGAACUGGACUUUAAACACAUUAAAGAACUUUAAAAAAAAAAUCCAGAUUUUAGCACAGAUCUCUGUGGUCCACUUCAACAGAAAUAAGUUUAACAACAAAAAAUGCUCAGUUAGCUGUUAGCAUGUGGACGAGAAGUUCAAACACAGCAGAAAGUGUGGAAAGUAUCUGUUAGGGUGGAGUUAGCCUCGUGCUAAAGCCAGGUGCAGAUGCUAUAAUCUGGUUAUUUCCCUGAAUCAGUUUGACCUUUCAGACAGUUUGACCUUGAAUCAGUUUGACCUUUCAGUCUCUUUGACCUUGAAUCAGUUUGACCUUUCAGUCAGUUUGACCUUCCCGUCUCAUUCACUGCCUCCGGCUGCAGCUCAGACCACCAGCAUCAGGACGACCUUGGCGAUUGUAGCUGCUUCUCUCCGUUUCAUCGUUGCUUUAAGGAAUCGUGUCGAUUGUAUCGCAGCCGUUUCACCUCAGACAUGAACAUUUUCACCAUUUCAUCCGUAAAAGCCGUCUGUUGGGAUGUUGACGUGCCGUUAGCGACGCGUUUUGUGUUCAGAUGUUUCUGACGUAGUUAGAGGAAAAGCUCCUGGUGGUUUUAUGAACUUAAGGAGCUGCUUCACCUUGUAUCUGCAUUAUUGAAACUGCCAUAGAUUGUAAUUUACAUUUUCUGGACACUUGAACACGAGGGACGUCUUCUUGCCAAAAACACUCAGCAGCAGUUAGUUUGUAGCUCAAUAUUAAACACAAAACCACAAAAAAAAAAAACGCUAAAUGGUGUUGAAAUAUUUCAAUAUGAAAGUUGAAUCACUUAUAAAUAUUUCACAUUUCAGAGUUUUUGCACAUUUUCUUCUGUUCUGAAUGUUUGAAUCUGUUUCAUUUCCUGAAUGUUUCUAUAGUUGUUUCAGCCAAAGCAAUAAUUUCCUUUGGUUUCUGUAAACGCGCCGCGCGUGCCUGCUUGUUUCGCUUUGUGGGUCGGAGCUGAAGGUCAGGCUGCUGCACACACACCAAGAGGUCAAAGGUUAAACAAACCUGUUCUAGUCACCGUCUCUCCGGUGUGCAUAUCUUCAGAUAAGAUAUUUUAAAAAACGUGUUAAAGUUAUCAAAUUAGAAUUUGUUAGAACUUAAACUAGUCAAGCUGUCAAAUCUACAAUAGUCCUUAAUGCAAAUACUAAACAUUUAAUCAGAUGUUUGUUAAGAUAUUAAAAGUACUUUUUGAAUAUUUAAACACAGAGAUCCAAAGGUCUAUUAAGAGCAAAAAAUAAAAACUUAAUAAAAUGUAAGGAUAAGUUUAACUGGGUCACUUUCUUACUUUAUUUUGUUUAUUUACUCUGGAGGAACGUAGUUUUAACGGGAACCAUGUAAAUAAGAUAAAAAAUCAGGACUUCAGAGUUAAAAUUUAAUCAUGUUCCAUAGUGAUAGCUUGGUGGUCACGUGGAGCUGUUAGCAGUCAGUAUCUUACCUGCAGCAGAUGGAAAUGUUAGCUUGACUCGCCAAGUUUCUCCAAACUGAAUCUGUUUAUUUCUCCAGAAAUCAUUAAAAACAAAAAAAUUAAAUUAAACAUUUAAAUCUUUAUACUUUCACUACUGGGUGUCAGAAACAACCAAAGAUUGUUAAACCUUUCAGUUUAUUUUUUAAAUUUCUCAUCUUGAUAUUUUUAUGACCCUUCAGCUUUGACAGUCAUUAAUCUGAAAUAAGAAAUGAGUUUUAUUCAGACUAAAGAGUCGUAAACGUCCCGUUUAUUGGUUCAGCAGCAGUUUGAUUGUCUCAGCUCUAAGUUGCACAUUUCCUUUAAGGUCGUUGCUUUGCUUUAAUAUUCAUCACCACGGUGUGAAAAUCCUUAAAAUGUACAGCAUCAAUGUUUACUGCCACUGCUGGUUGUUUGGGUCGAGUUGAAGCUUUUAGUCGGUGUUUAGCAGCCGCUGAAUGUUUCUGAUUUCACCUCGUUCUGCCGCCUUGCUUUGCUCCAAACUAUUUUAGGUUAAUCUGGUCAUCUGUGGCAUUCCACUGUAAUCUAGAUGAAUUUAGGCUCCAGUAUUCUGCUUUAAUCUGCAUGGAUGUUUUCAUUCUGUAUGCUUCACUAAAGUACUGUAGCGGUAAUUGUAACUGUGGAUUUAAUUUGUUUGUGCUGUACUUUUAGAAACAUUAAUAAAAAUUAAAUGUCAGUUAAAUUUG